AUGGGAAAAACAACAAUAACCCUAAUUGUCAAGCUCUUCGCAAUUCAUCUAUUCACAAGUGGAGUUACUGAAUAUAUGAACCCAAGUUUCCUCUGUCAGAAAUGUGAUGCACAGAAGUUUUGUGAUUGCUCUUCUGCUAAAUUACUGACAGUGCCUAGUAUACCCCUAAAGGACAUGCUGGGACUCAAUCUUUCAUUAAACGAUAUUGAAGUUAUCAAGAAGACAGACUUCAAGACCUGCAUUAAACUCAAAGUACUGAGUUUACAACACAACCGUAUUCAUUCUAUUGACAACGAGGCAUUUACCUUUCUGACAGCUCUGGUGCACUUGGACUUGUCUUACAACCACCUUGUCAACUUGUCAGCUAGUUGGUUUGGGCAGCUUUGUGCAUUAGAGCACCUGAACCUCUUGGGUAAUGACUACCUUACUUUAGGUCAUGGGCGGCUCCUUCAAAACCUCACUAGGUUAAGAAGCUUGAAAUUUGGAAAUCCAUCCUUUCGUUCUAUACAGAAAGAUGACUUUGUGGGAAUCAAGAUACUCAAUGAGCUGGUCUUGUACGGUAAUCGACUGAAGAAUUAUGAAGUAGGUAGUUUCAAGUUAAUCGAACAGAUCAGUCAUGUUCUCCUUAGUCUGCACGAUCUAUUUAAGCAGGAUUCAAAUCAAGUAAAAAACAUUCUAAACGAUCUCUCGAACUCCAGCAUUUACCUUGAACUGAGGGAUUUAAUACUGGACGUGAGUGAGGAAACUGAGGUGUUCUCAGCAGUCUCUCAGAAAACCAUCAAGAAAUUAAUCUUUAAGAACAUCACUCUUAAUGAUAGAUCAAUGGUAAAAUUCCUUAAAGUGAUUGACAACGCCAGAAUCCUACAUGUAGAAAUUGAAGAUUGUCAGCUUUUAGGAACUGGUCGGUGGUACAACGCUAGUGAUGUACAGCUUGAUACCCUGCAUACCUUGACAAUUAAAAACAUAACCAUUAUCUCCUUCUACAUGUUCAGUUCCCUUUCUUAUUUAGCAAAGCUCCUGGACCCAUUAGAAAGACUAACUGUCAUUAACAGCAAAGUGUUCUUGAUACCUUGUCCAACUUCUAGGCACUUAAAAAAUCUGGAGUAUCUGGAUCUUAGUGGAAAUUUGCUUACUGAUAAUGCCAUGACAGAAACUGCAUGUCAUGGUGAUGGCUCAUGGCGAUCCCUUCAAGUUAUGAAUAUCAGCAAGAAUUCCCUGAAGUUUCUUGGCCCUCUCAGCCAGCUGUUCACUAAACUCAACAAGCUAGUUUCCUUAGAUCUCAGCCAGAAUGUCUUUAAAGACAUACCUGAAUUGUGUCAAUGGCCCCCUUCUCUAAAAAAAUUAAACCUCUCCACAUCCCGCAUAAAAAAUUUAACACCAUGCAUUCCAGAUACCAUAGAAAUUCUGGAUGUAAGCAACAAUGAGCUGAAUUUCUUUACAAUUAACCUGCCUUUUCUCAAAGAGAUCUAUGUGUCUAAUAACAAGUUAAUAAGCCUACCUGAUGCAAAAUUAGCUCCUAGCUUAGAAGUGCUCUUUAUUAGCGGAAACAAACUGAACACCUUGUCCAAGGACAAACUGAAAGCAUUCAAGAAGCUUGAUAAUUUGGAGGCAGGUAAUAAUCGGUAUAUGUGUUCCUGUGAAUUUCUUUCAUUCAUGCACCAGGAAGCAGAAAAUAUUGUUAGGUUGGAUGGAUGGCCUGAAAACUAUGUGUGUGAUUCACCCUCUGCAUUUAGAGGAUCACUGGUAAGGGACGCAAGCCCUUCUGUCUUUGAGUGUCAAAGGACAACAGCUAUUUCACUGCUCUGCACAAGUAUUUUUUUUAUAAUUGUCAGCACAGUCAUCCUUUGCAAGAAGCUGCAUGUCAUUUGGUAUAUACAAAUGACUUGGGCAUGGUUAAAGGCCAAAAGGAGACCAACCAACACUAGACAUGAAGAUAUUUGCUACGACGCCUUUAUUUCUUACAGUGAGAUGGACUCAGAGUGGGUGGAGACAUAUUUGGUCCAAGAGUUAGAAAGUUCCCAACCUCCCUUCAAACUUUGCCUUCACAAACGCGACUUUCUACCUGGAAAAUGGAUAAUAGACAACAUAAUCAACUCCAUUGAAAAAAGCCACAAAACUCUAUUUGUUCUCUCGGAGCACUUUGUUCGCAGUGAGUGGUGCAAGUACGAACUGGACUUUAGCCACUUUCGACUCUUUGAUGAGAACAACGACACGGCCAUUCUGAUUCUACUGGAGCCCAUCCGGAAGGAGGACGUGCCAAACAGGUUCUGUAAGCUGCGCAAGUUAAUGAACACACAAACCUACCUUGAGUGGCCCCAGGACGAAGGACAGAGGGCAGUCUUCUGGUUCAACCUCAAAGUGGCACUUAAAAGACAUGAAUUCACUGUUGGUUAA
Molecule: messenger RNA, 2394 nt
Organism: Polyodon spathula (Mississippi paddlefish)
Lineage: Eukaryota; Metazoa; Chordata; Actinopteri; Acipenseriformes; Polyodontidae
Gene: tlr2
Product: toll-like receptor 2
Exons: 1
Coding region: 1-2394 (797 amino acids)
Biological process (GO): toll-like receptor signaling pathway; immune response; inflammatory response
Cellular component (GO): membrane
Molecular function (GO): transmembrane signaling receptor activity; protein binding; triacyl lipopeptide binding
Source: RefSeq, a predicted model, not a curated record